CCGCGCCGAGCCCCUGCCGCUCGGGGCAGACGAUGCUGAAGAUGCUCUCCUUUAAGCUGCUGCUGCUGGCCGUGGCUCUGGGCUUCUUUGAAGGAGAUGCUAAGUUUGGGGAAAGAAGCGAAGGGAGCGGAGCGAGGAGGAGAAGGUGCCUAAAUGGGAAUCCCCCGAAGCGUCUGAAAAGGAGAGAUAGGCGGAUGAUGUCCCAGCUGGAGCUGCUGAGUGGGGGAGAGAUGCUGUGCGGUGGCUUCUACCCUCGGCUGUCCUGCUGCCUGCGGAGUGACAGCCCAGGGUUGGGGCGCCUGGAUAACAAGAUAUUUUCUGUUACCAACAACACAGAAUGUGGGAAGUUACUAGAGGAAAUCAAAUGUGCGCUUUGCUCUCCACAUUCCCAGAGCCUGUUCCACUCACCUGAAAGAGAAGCCUUGGAAAGAGACCUUGUACUUCCCCUGCUCUGCAAAGACUAUUGCAAAGAAUUCUUUUAUACUUGCCGAGGCCAUGUUCCAGGUUUCCUUCAAACUACUGCUGAAGAGUUUUGUUUUUACUAUGCAAGAAAAGAUGGUGGGUUGUGCUUUCCAGAUUUUCCAAGAAAACAAAUCAGAGGACCAGCAUCUAACUACUUGGACCAGAUGGAAGAAUAUGACAAAGUGGAAGAGAUCAGCAGAAAGCACAAACACAACUGCUUCUGUAUUCAGGAGGUUGUGAGUGGGCUGCGCCAGCCUGUCGGCGCCCUGCAUAGUGGGGAUGGCUCGCACCGUCUCUUCAUUCUGGAAAAAGAAGGUUACGUGAAGAUACUUACCCCUGAAGGAGAAAUUUUCAAGGAGCCUUAUUUGGACAUUCACAAACUUGUUCAAAGUGGAAUAAAGGGAGGAGAUGAAAGAGGUCUGCUAAGCCUUGCAUUCCAUCCCAAUUACAAGAAAAAUGGAAAGCUCUAUGUGUCUUAUACCACCAACCAAGAACGGUGGGCUAUCGGGCCUCAUGACCACAUUCUUCGAGUUGUGGAAUACACAGUAUCCAGAAAAAAUCCCCAUCAAGUUGAUUUGAGAACAGCCAGAGUAUUUCUUGAAGUCGCAGAACUCCACAGAAAGCAUCUAGGAGGGCAACUGCUCUUUGGUCCCGAGGGCUUUUUAUACGUCAUUCUUGGUGAUGGGAUGAUCACACUGGAUGAUAUGGAAGAAAUGGAUGGUUUAAGUGAUUUCACAGGUUCGGUGCUCCGGCUGGACGUGGACACGGAUAUGUGCAACGUGCCUUAUUCCAUACCACGGAGCAACCCGCACUUCAACAGCACCAACCAGCCCCCGGAAGUGUUUGCCCACGGCCUGCAUGAUCCAGGCAGAUGUGCUGUGGACCGACAUCCCACUGAUAUAAACAUCAAUUUAACAAUACUUUGUUCAGACUCCAAUGGAAAGAACAGAUCAUCAGCCAGAAUCCUACAGAUAAUAAAAGGGAAAGAUUAUGAAAGUGAGCCAUCACUUUUAGAAUUCAAGCCAUUCAGUAAUGGUCCUUUGGUUGGUGGAUUUGUUUACCGAGGCUGCCAGUCUGAAAGACUGUAUGGAAGCUAUGUGUUUGGAGACCGUAAUGGGAAUUUCUUAACCCUCCAGCAAAGUCCUGUGAGCAAGCAAUGGCAAGAAAAACCACUCUGUCUCGGCAACAGUGGUUCCUGUAGAGGUUACUUUUCAGGUCACAUACUGGGAUUUGGAGAAGAUGAAUUAGGUGAAGUUUAUAUUCUAUCAAGUAGUAAAAGUAUGACCCAGACUCACAAUGGAAAACUCUACAAAAUUGUAGAUCCCAAAAGACCUCUAAUGCCUGAGGAAUGCAGAGCCACGGUACAACCUGCGCAGACGUUGACUUCGGAGUGUUCCCGGCUCUGUCGGAAUGGCUACUGUACCCCCACGGGCAAGUGCUGCUGCACCCUGGGAUGGGAAGGGGACUUCUGCAGAAUCGCAAAAUGUGAGCCGGCAUGUCGUCAUGGAGGUGUCUGUGUUAGACCGAACAAGUGCCUCUGUAAAAAAGGAUAUCUCGGUCCUCAGUGUGAACAAGUGGACAGAAACAUUCGCCGAGUGACCAGGACAUCACCUAGAUGAAACACCUUUGCCCUGUCCUGUAAAAUACUAAAGUUUACAUUUUUCACCAACUUAAUUGGAAAGAAGGGGAGUGAGAAAGCAAACAGUCUUUAAUGUGCUGUGGAUCUAAUCUAGCAAUGUAUCCUUGUGCCAACAUGUAAUCAUUAACGACGGAUGAAAAAGCAAGAAAACAGCCAAUCCUUAUAAAAUUCCAGCAUUAAACAUAUGUAAAGUGCAUAGCAAGACUGUCAGUGUAUAUGUGAUUAGAAUGUUGCAGAUUUCACACUGAACGAACCUCACUGGAGAAGCGCUCACUCGUUUUGAACAAAUCUUGGCUAUGUAAGCUGUCACUUGUACAAAUUUUUUAAAUAAUAAUUCUUGCCAAAUAUGGUUUUUAAUGUAUAUGUUCCUUUAGAACUCAAUGAAAAUCCUCUUUGGUUAAUGUAUGAAUAAAUUUCUGUAAAUGUUCUGUUCAGGUUUUUAAAGAAAUUGCCAUGUUUUAAUUUAAAGCAGCAAAAAGUCUGAUGGACAUUUUUCUUAAUGGUUUUUGAGGCCAGCUCUCCACAUUCGGAUCAUAACAAAAUUAUAAGGCCUCUUUGCACUACGGAGAAAACAUCUAUUGUGAUGUGCACACCCACUCUAGGUUGUCCUAUAAACAUCUGUUCUUCCAGAAUCUAAACUGGAGACUAGUGUAGAUUAUGCAGCAUAGGCUGACUUUCCAAACCUGCUCCUUACCUAUAGGAAUAUGAACCUCAAUUAAAAAGAAUAAAAUCGUGUAGCUAGUAUUUCUCUAUUGUUUUAAGGCGAGAGAUUUUCAAUUAAAGCACAGUGAGCAUUUAUGUAGAAAGGUUGUUUAAGUACACUGCUCUUGUCUUCCAUAUAUGAUUACUUAAGUUUCAAGUGACCUCAUGCCAAAUGGAAAUGGGUUGAGAAACCUUGGUUCAGUGCUUAGUGAACAAUAGCCUGCAUUAAAAAGUGCAUGCAUAAUUUUGCACAAUUUAGAUUCAAUUGACAGUCUAUUCAAAGAAGUCUCAGGAUUAAAUGAGCAUGGAGACCAAAUUGCCCUCUUACCCCAGAAAAGGGGUGGUCCCUUCCAGUCACACUAACACUUCAUUGGCCCAAGAGUGUGACAAAUCUUGCCAUGAACCUGCAGUAGCCUGCAUCUGGAGGUUAAUAGCAGUCUUUUGUCUCCGUUGCUUUCUCUUCGUAGCCCUUUUACUGAAUUCCAUCACAGAAAGUUUUACAAUUAAAAAAAAAAAAAAAAUGUCCUGACAACCAUUUUUGUAAAUGGACCUUACCAUCUAAUCGUCCCUUAUUCAAUGUGGGUGACAUUAACAAAAUGUGAACUUCUGGUGAGGGAGCCAGCUGUCUAAAUCUGUCAAAUUGUGCAGUUUUAUUACACACUCUCCUGUUCAUAGUUUCACUGAAAACAAUAAGGACACUGCUAUAGAUUCAGCAAAAUCUGAAAAAUCCGAGGUUUCUUCUUACACAAUCCUUCCAUCUCUUCCAAAAGAAUCUCUCCAAAAGGAAAGGUGUUAUAUUGCCAUUUGUCCUCCUAUUUAAAAAUAUCUAUAUUAAAUUGACCAGGCCCAGACUUUUUACACAGUCCUUUCCCAAGUGAAAGAGUUUCAGAUGUCUUAGAAAAACAUAUGUACCCCAGGUGUCACUGCCUUUUCUAUUGUGAGUCAUUAGAAUAAAAGAGCAAAACCUUCUAAAAGAGAAGAUAGCAAGAUCCGUGGAUAUUAAGUCCGAGCAAAGAAAGUCAAGUCGUUGGGAGUCAUUUCUUUCUCUUCUCGGGAGAGACGUAAAGAGCAGUGGCUAAUUGAUGGCUACAAAUUUUAAACUCUGUGAUCAUUUCAAAAACAAUCUUUUGACCUUUUUGUUUUCAAUCAAAUUUUUAAACUAUGUGACUGGAGAAUUAUCUUAAAUGCUCCAUGAAAGGCAGGUAGGAAUUGGUUCCAAGUAUGAGCCAGGGAGCAGUGAUUGUUUUGUCAUGCGAAUGGCAACAUCUACUUGGUUCUUAAUGCACACAAUCAGAAUGGAGAAAAAUGUCCUUGGCAUGAAUGCAGAUUUGUGAGAUAAAGAUAAAAUAAAGAGAUAGAAAAAUGUACGGUUAUCCCUUUGUCCAUUCUGGAGCUUAAGCUUUGGGUGUCAAUUUAAUGUGAAGGGCUGUUAGGGUAGUUAUAAAAGGUUGGAGAAAAACUCUCUACCGCCGCUUUUGCCAAACUCUUGUCCUGGUUAAUAGAACCUGUUUUCCUUGCCAGUUAGUUAAGGUAAUGAGAAAAAAACUGAAUUGGCACAUCAUUAAACUGAAAAGAAGGAAAGACUUAAAAAAAAAAACAAAAAAAACUUUGUGUGAUGAUAAAAAGUUCCAUCCAUACCUUUUCUUCUUGGAAUUUUUUUUCAGUGUGGCUAUUGUAAAAUAUUUUAUCACAAAGAAUACUCAGAAGUCUUCUCAGAUUAAUGGACUAUAUCAUAAGGAACAGAAAAACCUACACAUACCAAAUACACACUCAACCUAAAUAGAAAACCAUUCCCUUUUUCAUUUAUAUACUUCAGAGCAGGCACCUCUUCUCUACUGAUUUCUUCGAAAACGAUUACAUACCAAUUUAUUAACAACUUUAAUAUGUUUCUUUUGAUAUUGCUUUUAUCUCUGUAUCAUAAACUGUAUAACAAGCCUACCAGGCGUAAGACACGAGGUUAGAUGUUGCAUCUAGGGUCUUUCAAAGUACACAUUAACUUAAACUUAAUUAUUAGUCUAACAUUCUUAACUUUGAGACAGAAAACAGAAGCCAAACCCAACUUUUUAAGUGGAAAAAUAAGGUAUACCAUAGGCAGAUGUAGUCGGCUGAUCAAUAAAUUAGUUUCUUAUGACUCUAUAGAAUGUUACCUAUAGUAUUUAUCUCUACCCCCACCUCUGUCUCUAUCUCUCUCUCUUCUCCCACCCACCCCCAAUGUAUCCUUCUUCCAUUUAACCUCUUCCUUCUCUUCCAUUUCUAUUGGUUUUGACUAAACAGAUAGGUCCUCGGUACACCCAUAAUGAAGAUGUACUGUGGCAGGUUGUGAUUGAUUUUGCUCAUUAUGGCCUUUUCUUUAUUUUCCUAAAGAUACCCUCUCCCAACAUCACAUUUGCUCAGACGCUAUAUCAUGAAGAACGGUAGACAAGUAUGAAUAUACUAGAUUGAUCUGUUACAAUUACUGAAAGAAAAAACCAAAAGCAUAAAUGACCAUGAGCCUGGAUGCUCCAGUUCGGCUUGUGUGCCAUCAUUCAUAAACAGGAAAACAUAAAGAAUAUCCCAGACAAGAGCUUGAGCUAACAGCAGGAAAAGUUAGUAACCAUUUCCUAUUCCGGCAUGACCAUCUCUAUGGAGUCUAUUUUGAAGAGGAUUAUUCCAAAUCUCUUCUUUGCCCACCUCUGGGAUGAGACUUGAACUUGCAGAGAAAUCAGACCAAAGUUCCAUGCCCAGAAAAUGUACAUAUUUCUGUGUCUGCCGUAGGAAGUUAGUGGGCCCAUUAUUGUGAAUGCUGGUAUACUUUUAGGAAGUUCCUCUAGAAUAUCCUAAAGAAACAUGUUUACUAUCUUACAUUCUUUCUCUUCAUCACGCUAACCCAAAUUAGUCAUGCCUCCAGUAAUUAAUGAUGUCAAAGAAGGUGGAAACCUAAGAACAGAAGCAUUUCGAUAUUAAAAAUACUAAAAACACGACCAUAAGACCUGCCAAACACUAAUCCUAGCGAACUUCAGCACUUCUUUCUCUUAAAUGUCUUCUCAUAAGUUUUGGAAAUUGUUCUAAAAUCGCUGUUUAGAAGAACAAGCUGUAUCCAAGAGAGCAUGAGUGCUGUCGUGCCAUGUUCUUCUCAAGCAGAGCGGUACCUUCCCCAGCUGCUAUGAAGAGGUGUAUUCCUCUAUCGGAGCAGCACUUUCCUUAAAAUCUCCAAUUACAUAUGAGCCCAAGAGACACCCAUCACUUACCUUGCAUUCUUUUGUAAAGGUCAUAUAUAAGUGGGUUGAAAAAAUAAAAUAUAAAUAAUGGAUUCCUCGUACCAACAUAAAGCCUUAGGCCUAAAACUUGUUAUUGCUUUUUUUUCUUGCCAGACUACACAUUGACUUACCAAAAAAAAAAAAAAAAGGUAUCAAUUCAACAUGAAUUCUAAAGUUGUACCUCAUUGUAUAUCACAAAGUCAGACAUCAAGUUUCAGUCGGGGUAUUUUUUUGCAUCUAUUAUAUAUUACUUAAAAUCAAAAUACAUGUAUAAACAUGCAUGCAAAUUAACAAAUGUUUGGGGAGUUAUCUCAAUUGACUAUAACAUUUGAAGUUAAAAUACACAUUUUAGCACAUAGGAUAGAAAAAACAACAUUAACACUGAUGGGAAAUUCAUAAAGGAUAAAUUUAAAAUAAGCUUUGUCUUCACAGAAGCUAAUUCCUGUACAUUUCCUUUUGCACUAAAAAACUACUAGCCAAUACUUUCCAUUCACAUGAAAAAUUUGUUGUCAGGUUUGACAUAGCCUCUGCCCAAAAUGUAUGUUGGAUAUUUCUUUACCUCAUUCUUAAAAUCUGAGACAUGCUUUUCCUAGAAUAAAUGAAGAUUUCAUGCAUAGUAGAAUCUAAUACUAUUAAUACAUCAAUAUAUUCUAUUCAUUAUACUAUUGAGAAAUUGAAUUGACAACGUAUGGAAAGUCAAGUAUUUUCCAUCUCUCAUAUUCACAGGACAUUUUUGGAGCAAGAACCACGUAGUAGCAAGGUAAAUGAUACAAAGGUACUAUGGAAUUUGGGGGUGGGGGGCUUGAUUCCCUAGGCCAUGUUAAAGAAGACUAUUAAUUUGAAAGAAACCCAUCUAAUUCAAAUGAAAGAAUUAUCAAAUCGUUAUCAUCGAUAAGCAUAAAAGGUAUCUGAAAAGAAACUCCUGUGUCUUUCCUGGCUUUAUCUGUGAUUAACUUUGUCCACUUUUAAAGAAUAGUUAACGUUAUCAUUCUUUCAACAUGUGUUAGUUUUCCUAGCUGUUCAUUUUCCUCUGAGUUGUGGACAAAUGGGACAAUUUGUCCAUAACCUUAUUCACAAAAGAUUCCAGAACAAAUCCUUGCUUGAACUUCUGUCAAGAGGUGGAAAGCUGUGGGAGCAAGUAGCGAAAGCAGGUACAUGUUGGAGGAGCAGGUACUAGUUGGGAUUCCUAUAAAUGUGCUUCUGAAGAGUAACAUGCAAAGCCAUUGGCUCAGAUAAUCCCUCUAAAUUUGACUUAACCUGAUUUAUUUAACCCAGUUGUUAUAACAUGCAGUUCUCUUUGAUCAAGCCUCUAUUAUUCAGCUAUCCUUCCAUCCAUUAAUUCCACAAAUAUUUAUUGAAGUGCCUAGCAUAAUUAUGUGCUAUAGAAAAGGCAAGGAUGUUUACUAUGGGGGAUUGUGAGCCCAGUGGGUAUGAUGAACAUGUUUGAAGCAAAAGACAAUAAUCACACCCAACCAGCUCCAAUUCAGCUCAACUUUAGAAUCCAACCAAUAAUAGUACAGAUGGCCUAAAGUACAUCUGUGUGUAUCUGUAUGUGUGCACACACCCAUGUAUAUAUAUUUAUCUAUCUGUACAAACACUACAUAUGUAUACACACUAUCUAUGUAAUAUAUAAUAUAUGUAUAAUGCAUAUAAAUUCUAACAAGUGUAUUUGUGUUAUCUUUAAAAUAGAACGAUUGUAUCUUGAAGUGGUAAAUGCAGAGAAUUGGUUUUUAUUGUUGAUCUGUGGAUUUAAUGAUUUUUAGGUGAAAAGGAUGUUUAAGUGUACAAUUUCUUUUCUUAAUUUAAUAUAUUUAUGUAAAUGCAUGCCUGAAAUUUGGUUAGAUUGGCUGUGUUUUGUGUCCUUUAACAUGAUCAAAUGUAUUAAACUUUAUCUUAUGACCUGAUGUACAUGUGCUAUUCUAAAAUUCUUUUUUAUUUUAGUAUAUAAAAGUUUUUCCUAAAUAUUC
Molecule: messenger RNA, 8006 nt
Organism: Zalophus californianus (California sea lion)
Lineage: Eukaryota; Metazoa; Chordata; Mammalia; Carnivora; Otariidae
Gene: HHIP
Product: hedgehog interacting protein
Exons: 14
Coding region: 33-2081 (682 amino acids)
Source: RefSeq, a predicted model, not a curated record